Molecule: messenger RNA, 1135 nt
Organism: Salmo salar (Atlantic salmon)
Lineage: Eukaryota; Metazoa; Chordata; Actinopteri; Salmoniformes; Salmonidae
Gene: emg1
Product: EMG1 N1-specific pseudouridine methyltransferase
Biological process (GO): rRNA base methylation
Cellular component (GO): nucleus; small-subunit processome
Molecular function (GO): rRNA (pseudouridine) methyltransferase activity; rRNA binding
Source: RefSeq, a predicted model, not a curated record
AAAACUCCUCCAUCAGUAUGACGCGUUAUUCCGGCGACUACCUUCCCGAAGCAACAUGGAAGCCCACAGUGGUGACAAGCGUGGUCUUGAGCAUUUAGACGAAUAUGAACCCAAACCAGCAAAACAUAUGCGUAGCCUGCACGAUCGCAUGGCGGAAAGGCGACUAGUAGUUAUUUUAGAGGGGGCAACGCUGGAAACAGUGAAGGUUGGCAAGACAUUUGAACUGCUGAACUGUGACCAACACAAGGGCAUGAUCAUUAAAAGUGGACGGGACCCUGGGAAGAUUAGACCUGACAUUACACAUCAGUGUUUGUUGAUGCUGAUGGACAGUCCAUUGAACCGGGCAGGUCUCCUGCAGGUUUACAUCCACACAGAGAGGAACGCCUUGAUUGAGAUCAACCCACAGACACGCAUCCCCCGAACAUUCAACCGCUUCUGUGGCCUCAUGGUCCAGCUCCUGCACAAGCUGAGUGUGAGGGCGGCUGACGGCCCCCAGCGCCUGCUGAAGCUCAUCAAGAACCCUGUGUCAGACCACCUGCCCCCUGGCUGCCCCCGUAUUUGUACCUCCUUCUCCUCUGGGGAGGCAGUGGGCGCCCGCACCGUGGUACCAGAGGAGGGGCCCGCCGCUGUGGUGGUCGGAGCGUUUGCACACGGAGCGGUGAAUGUGGACUACACAGAGAAGACUGUUUCCAUCAGUAACUACCCUCUCUCUGCUGCCCUCACCUGUGCCAAGAUGUGCUCUGCCUUUGAGGAGGUCUGGGGUGUGUUGUGAUGAAGUUGACAGCGCACUGCUGCUCCAGCUAAAACUGUUGUCAAUAUGGACUAGAAAUGGAUCGGACAGUCACUUUCAGUCAAGGAACAUUGUACAGAAACGGUCCAUUUCACCAAUUACCUCCUGUGGGUUCAUAUGAUUCUAUGGGUGUAUGUAUUGUGUGUAAAAUAUGGUAUGUUACAUUUCUCAACUUAGGCAAAGUUCCAAUAUGAAAUGAAUACUGUUUUGAAUAUACCAUCUGUAAGGACUUGGCACCAAAUAUGGUCUUCUUACCUUUUUUUUUUUGUCGUUUUUUUUUAUAUAUGUAUCCAGUGCAUCAUUGUUCCCAUGGUUAUACAGUGGAAAUAAAUGGUAUAGUUUGUC